AUGGUUAAUCUGCGCUCUGUGGAUCAGGGCCAUCUCAUAUUCAAGCGUGCUAUAGAACCAUCAUUGCCUGAUCAAGCAUCGGCGUCUGAAGACUCCAACUCGCUAUUUGGUGAUGGCUUCUUUUCUUUCGCUAAUGGUGAAUCCCAAUCGGUCUCUGAAGCAUUCCCAACAGCCACUGCAGAGAAGUCUAGCAGCAGCAGCAGCAACGCCGCUCACUCGUCUUCAGCUACCGAAAGCAGUACGGCAUCGUCAACUUCAUCAUCGCCAACGAGCUCCUCAAGCAGCAGCAGCAGCAGCAGUAGCACAACCAGCAGCGCCAGUGAAAGCGUAUCAGCAAGUUCUACAGAUUCGUUGACACCUUCAGCUUCAGCUUCAGCAGCAGCAGCGGAUGAUGCCCAGUCGAGUGAAACACUAUCAGGGGGAGCUAUUGCAGCUAUUGUCGCCAUCGUUGUCAUUGUUGUGCUUGGUAUUGUAUCCUACUUGAUAGUGAGACAUCGCAUGAAACGCAAGGGAAUGGCAAACAACAGGUUGACACGCUUCUCAAUGGGUCCAACAUAUAAUGCAACAUCCGGUAUGGGAGCAGCUCCACCACAACCACAACCACAACAAAGCUUUGGAUACUCAACAGCCAUGAACAACAAUCCACCACCUCCAAUGUCAUCAUCCACGUAUCCUGAUCCAUUUCAACCAUCACCUUCCAUACAACAACAACAACCCGUGUAUUCUUCACCCAUGCAACAACCAUACGCUGCUCCUAUCGCUGAAUCAAUGAUGGCUGCUGGCACAAUAGCUGCUGCUGGAUCCAUGCAACAGCAACAGCAACAGAAUAAUACCAUGGCAACCAUGGCAGGCAACAAUCAACCACAGCAGCCAAUACAUACAAUCGUUGCUGGAUACACGCCUGCAUUAAGUGAUGAGAUCCAAGUACAUCCUGGUGAUCAGGUGCAAAUCAUUGCUGAAUAUGAUGAUGGAUGGUGUCUUGGCAUGAACUUGACAACUGGACAACAACAAGGUGUAUUCCCCAAGCAUUGUUUUUCACCUCCUGAACCACCUUCACAAACAGCAGUCGCUCAACAAUUGACUUAUCCCACACCUAACUUUUUGGGUGAUCCGUUAUCCGUAACAGCAGCACACCAGAAGCGCGCCAGCUCUCUUUAUGGUCCUCUUCAGGCUACUCCAUUACACUAG
This is a messenger RNA of Lichtheimia ornata, 1188 nucleotides long. RefSeq lists its product as uncharacterized. The transcript is spliced from 2 exons. Lineage: Eukaryota; Fungi; Mucoromycota; Mucoromycetes; Mucorales; Lichtheimiaceae. Bases 1 to 1188 code for a protein of 395 amino acids. Gene Ontology annotation, molecular function: protein binding. The record is from RefSeq and is a predicted model, not a curated record.